AUGAAUCCUCAUCAGAAGAACAAGGUCGACGUCAAGUCUCUGUCCCCCGAAGAGCAGCGUCUUUUCCGCCUCUACGGCAAGCUCCCCUCUCGCUCCGACCACUUCGCCAAGCACCUCAAGGACCGCAAGUACUUCGACUCGGGUGAUUACGCCCUCUCCAAGGCGGGCAAGGCUGACUCGGUUGACACCGGCUCGGUCGGCUCCGAGCACCCGGUUCCCGAGAACAUCCCCCACCUCACCAGCCCUAUCCACGGCGGCGCUUCGGGCACUACUGGCCACCACCUUAAGCAUGCCGGUACCCCCAUGACGACGGCCGAAGACGUGCAGGCUGGCGAGGAGGAGAAGGAGAACAAGGCGGUACCUGGUGGUGCUGUCAAGUCUCUCCCCGUUAGGCGGUGA
This is a messenger RNA of Parascedosporium putredinis, 399 nucleotides long. The record is from the annotation of a GenBank genome assembly. Lineage: Eukaryota; Fungi; Ascomycota; Sordariomycetes; Microascales; Microascaceae.